AUGGGGAGAUAUGUUUGGGAGAUAGCUGCUAAAAAGGACACUCUUUGGGUUAGGUGGAUACACAGUGUUUACUUGUCUUAUAGGAUUGGGCAUUGGUGGAACUACACAACCCCUCCUAAUUCUAGUUGGUAUUGGAGGAAGAUUGUAGCUGUAAAGGAUGUCAUUAAAGCUAAGAUUGACUUGAAUACAUUUAUCAUUAAAGGUUAUAGUAUUCAAUAUCGGUAUGUCUCUCUUUAUCCUUUUACUGAGCGCGUUCAAUGGAACAAAAAUGUUUGGGGAAGACUCAAUAUUCCUAAGCAUAGAUUCAUUUUCUGGCUUGCAAUGAAGGAGAAGCUUUGUACUCGGGUUCAGAUUAGUAAAUAUAACCCAGCUAUUGAUCGUUCUUGUCUUUUGUGUGGAAAUCAAGAUGAGGAUGAGAAACACUUAUUCUUUGAGUGUACUUACAGUUGGAGAUGCUUUACAUGA
Molecule: messenger RNA, 465 nt
Organism: Humulus lupulus (European hop)
Lineage: Eukaryota; Viridiplantae; Streptophyta; Magnoliopsida; Rosales; Cannabaceae
Exons: 1
Coding region: 1-465 (154 amino acids)
Source: RefSeq, a predicted model, not a curated record